This is a messenger RNA of Chara braunii, 1439 nucleotides long. Lineage: Eukaryota; Viridiplantae; Streptophyta; Charophyceae; Charales; Characeae. The record is from the annotation of a GenBank genome assembly.
CCAUUUUUUCUACGUAGUAACCUCCGUAGAGAUUAGACUACGUGAGAGUGGCUCGUCGGCCUUGUCGUAACUCUGCUAAUCAGUUACUAUGGCUGGACAAUACCCUCCUUCGCAGUCAUGUUAUAAUUGUGGUUCCCCUAGUCAUUUCCUCCGCGAAUAUCCACAUCGUUCCUUCGGUAGAGGGCAUGCCACGGGGGCUAAUACAACUCCUCUGGCUUUGCCGGCUCCUGCUGGUGAAGUGCCUAAUAUGGGUUCCUUCUCUCGGGGUUAUGCCUCCAGGUCGGGUUUUAAUUCCAAUCCUUCGUUUGGUCGUCCUAGUUUCUGGAGACUCAAUCAAGAGAAGCUGGACCGGUGCUACGCUAAGACAGUAGCAGAUGAAGAAAGAGAAGCCAAGCGUAGAGAAGAAGAACAACGACAGAAGACCUUGAAGGAGGAAGAGGAGCGGAAGGAAGGGUGGAGAAAAGAACGGGAACGCCUGGAGGCGGAAAUAAAUGCACGCCUAGAUAAACGGAUGGAGGAGAAGAACUGUCCGCGAUUGAAGGAGAAAUCGGAGGAGUGCAGUCUGAGAGAGGAGUUGGACAAGAUGAAAAAGGAGAACGAUAGGCUGAGGCGAUUGGUUACGUCAGGCGAUGGUGUAACGGAUGAUGAUAAGGAAAUAAAUGUGGUAGCAUCGCGAUUGGUACUCCGGACGGCCCGUGCAUCACCGAAGCCACGUUGGACAGACAAUAUCCGAAAAGCGGAUAAAUGGAAGCAAGAGUACGCCAGAAUGAAGGAGAUGCAUAGGGGUGCUAGUCUGGAGGCAGAAGUGCUGAAAGAGAAAUGUGCUGUAGCGGAAGGAGAAGUUGUGAAGCUAAAAGAGCAGUUGAACAAAGCACCGGCUGCUGGGACUGGCCAGCGUGGUGAAGGAGGGGGGACCAAUCUUAAAACGAGGCUGGACGCGGUGGCUGUUCGUUCCACUCGGAAAGGUUUGAAAGCCACCCCUAGGCAGGAUUUAGGGGAUGGAGGCGCAGUCUCGGGUGGGGUGAACGAGCGUUUUCAGUACGUCGAAGCGCAGAAGAAGGAUCUACAUAAUUAUAAGAAGUCGGGGCUGGAGAUGUUAUGCCGAGAAGCUGGUUUAAAGCCCCGGGCUAUAGAGCUUAUGAUUCAGGAUCUCGCAGAGCAUCGGGUGGAUAAGGCCUUUGGUAGUAACAGUAACGAAGGGAAAGAGGCCGACAAGGAGAUUCUAGUUCAUGAAGUCUCUGAGGAUUCUCCCCCCAUUGCAGAAACUUCCGAGUCGGGAGAGGGGUGUUCUACUGAGCUCUAGGCUCGGUUCCCGAGCGUGAUCACUUGUGGAAAUGGGCGGUCAUCUGUAGGAAGUUUCGUGAACAAGGUGCAGGUAAGGAUGCGAUUUCUGAAUUUUUCCUGCGUAAUCGAGAGUUCAAUGAAUUUUAUCGGUUGGU